GGAGAAAUUAAAAUGAGAGCAAUUGAAAUAUACUGGUAUGGGGGCUUAGCCGCUUCCACUCUAUCACAAUCAUCGUCGUGUAUUUCCAAGGUUCAUCAGAGGUGCCUGCGUUUCAACCGAACAAAAAUCAAAGCAGUUGCAAGUAGUGAGAGAUCGAAAGAAGCAGUAGCACAUGAGGAGGAAGAAGCUUGUGUGAAGUUUGCCUUUGUCAGCUCAGUAUUCCUACCAGAUGGAACACCAGAUGUGCAGCUAAGGAAAGCAUGUGGUGGCCAAAAACUUAGAGACAUAAUGCUCGACGCUAAUGUCGAGUUGUAUGGACCUUAUGCAAGACCUUUGCUCAAUUGUGGGGGAGGAGGAACUUGUGCCACAUGUUUGGUUGAGGUAGUUGAAGGAAAGGAGCUACUCAACCCUCGCACAGACAAGGAGAAUGAAAAUUUAAAACGGCAUCCAAAGAAUUGGAGGCUUGCUUGUCAGGCAAUAGUUGGUAAACCUGAUUCAAGAGGCAUGAUGACCAUUCAGCAACUUCCGGAAUGGAAAGCACACGAGUGGAAUUAUAGAGGAUUACCGCCUAAUGAAGAAGAAGAAGAAGAAGAAGCAGCAGCAGCAUCAAUUUCUUCAUCUUCAGCCUGAGUUUUUACAUUUACACAACACUUAAUUAUAUGUCAUGUCACAAUAACCUGCUCUUUUCUUUUUGAGUCCAAUUAUUUUUAUAUAUAUUUAUAUAUGAGCUUCGUAUA
Solanum verrucosum is the source of this 737-nucleotide messenger RNA. Its product is annotated as photosynthetic NDH subunit of subcomplex B 3, chloroplastic. NCBI's taxonomy places the organism in Eukaryota, Viridiplantae, Streptophyta, Magnoliopsida, Solanales, Solanaceae. Gene Ontology annotation, biological process: P450-containing electron transport chain. Bases 13 to 630 code for a protein of 205 amino acids. Gene Ontology annotation, cellular component: chloroplast thylakoid membrane. Gene Ontology annotation, molecular function: 2 iron, 2 sulfur cluster binding. The record is from RefSeq and is a predicted model, not a curated record. The transcript has 6 exons.